AUGGGCAAGGGAGGCAACGCAUCGACGGCGCGGUCGCCGCCGACGGACUUUACGUGGGACACGAGCGACGAGCCGCACGCGACGCGCCGGAAGCUUAUCACGGCCAAGUACCCGCAGAUCAAAAAGCUAUUUGGGCCGUGCCCCAAGUUGAAGUACCAGAUUCUGGGCGCCGUCGCCGGCCAAGUCGGCAUGGCGUGGUUCAUCCACGACAAGUCGUGGGCGAUGUACGUGGCCGCGGCCUACAUCUUUGGCGGCACCAUCAACCACAUGCUCAUGAUGGGCAUGCACGAACUUUCGCACAACCUCGCGUUCAAGACCAUGUUGUACAACCGUCUUCUCUCGCUCGUCGCCAACUUUCCGCUCGGUGUGCCGGCCGCGAUUGCGUUCAAGCGGUACCACUCGGAGCACCACCGGUACCAAGGCGAGGACGGCGUCGACGUGGAUAUUCCGACCGAAGCCGAAGGCAAGUUCUUCAACACGCGCUUCCGCAAGUUCCUCUUCAUUUGCUGCCAAGGCCUCUUUUACAGCUUCCGCCCAUUUUUCGUGAACCCGAAAGUGCCAUGCCUCUGGGAGUACAUCAACUACGCGACGUGCAUCGCCUUCAACAGCGCGAUGGUGCACCUCUUUGGCUGGUCGGGCAUGUGCUACUUCUUCCUCAGCACGCUCCUCGGCAUGGGCCCGCACCCGUGCGCCGGCCAUUUCAUCUCGGAGCACUACGUCUUUGUCAAGGGUGCCGAGACGUACUCGUACUACGGCCCGCUCAACAUCUUUGCGUUCAACGUCGGCUACCACAACGAGCACCACGACUUUCCGUUCGUGGCCGGCUCGCGUCUGCCGGAGGUGCGUGCGAUGGCGCCCGAGUUCUACGAUACACUGCCGCAGACGUCGUCGUGGGCUGGGACGCUCUACGACUACAUCAUGGACGACUCGAUCAACGCGUACAGCCGCGUGAAGCGAAAGACGCUCAGCGUUGCCGACCGCGCCAAGCUCAAGUCGGAAUAAGUUCCAAGGCUAGUUUGCUACGUGUAUGCUCUACCCAUUGUCUUUAUAUUGAUGUGGUUUACUCCCGUCGGGUGGUGGCACGUCUGCUCUAGCUCAUUCGUUCAUGACAACGAGCAUGUUUGGGACGCCCUCGCAUCAAGUCGCCUCGUGGUUGGCAACAGAGCCGGACCCAUCUCUCCUCUUUGUAGCAACUUGUUGUCAAUCGAAUUGAAGUAUGUUUACUGAUUGCCCG
Molecule: messenger RNA, 1234 nt
Organism: Saprolegnia parasitica CBS 223.65
Lineage: Eukaryota; Oomycota; Saprolegniomycetes; Saprolegniales; Saprolegniaceae
Exons: 1
Coding region: 1-1002 (333 amino acids)
Biological process (GO): ceramide biosynthetic process
Cellular component (GO): membrane
Molecular function (GO): sphingolipid delta-4 desaturase activity
Source: RefSeq, a predicted model, not a curated record